Messenger RNA from Leopardus geoffroyi (Geoffroy's cat), 10108 nucleotides. It is a transcript of the gene NEK10, whose product is annotated as NIMA related kinase 10. Bases 586 to 4107 code for a protein of 1173 amino acids. The record is from RefSeq and is a predicted model, not a curated record. Gene Ontology annotation, molecular function: protein serine/threonine kinase activity; ATP binding. Gene Ontology annotation, biological process: protein phosphorylation. The transcript is spliced from 38 exons. NCBI's taxonomy places the organism in Eukaryota, Metazoa, Chordata, Mammalia, Carnivora, Felidae.
UUGUAUCAUGCCAUUUGCUGUUUGGCGUGUGGGGAUGUACUUGGGGAUAAGACAGACACGAUCUCCGCUCACAUGGGGCUUAUGGUCUGGUGCAAGGAUACCGGGAAAUGGACCAGAAGAUUUCCAACACUGACGAGCUGCAGAAGGAGAGGAAACAGAGUGGAUGCAGUAAGGAUGAGUCUCUGGGGGUGAAUAUGUUGUACAGGUUCGUCAGAGGAGCCCGCACCACCGAGGGGACAUCUGAGCAGAGACCCGGAUGACACAAAGAAACCAGCCUGAGAAUGAGAGAGGAACAGCAAGUGGCAAGUGCCGAGGCUUUCAGGCAGGGGUGAGGUUGCCACCUUCAUGAGCCAGGGAGAAGGCCCGCAGGGCUGAAGUGCAGUGAGCGAGAGGGAGAGAGGGUGGAAGGAUCGGAGAAGUGAAAGUCACAGACAAGGUCGAGCAGAAGAGGGAAACAUGAGGCUGUGCUGAGUGUGCAUCCACAGCGAGAUUCUCGUACCGUCGCCGCCCACAGCGCUUCCGUUGUGGUUGGUGAUCAUAGGGACGAGGAAUGCCAUGUUAAUUCUGGGGCAUUGAUGUUUUACAAUGCCUGAUCAAGACAAAAAGGCGAAGACCACAGAAAAACCAACUGAUAAAAAACAACAAGGAGUCACCACCAGGGACUAUUCAGAUCUUAAAAGACUUCGUUGCCUUUUGAACGUUCAAUCAAGCAAACAACAGCUUCCAGCCAUUAACUUCGAUAGUGCCCAAAAUAGCAUGACGAAGUCUGAGCCUGCCAUCAAGGUGGGUGGACACAGAACCCGAGGUCAGUGGCAUGAGUCCACAGAAGCUGUUGAACUUGAAAAUUUUAGUAUAAACUACAAGAAUGAGAGAAACUUCAGUAAACAUCCGCAGCAUAAACUAUUUCAGGAGAUCUUUACAGCCUUGGUGAAAAAUAGACUCAUAUGCAGAGAGUGGGUUAAUCGAGCCCCAUCUAUUCACUUUCUGAGAGUAUUAAUCUGUCUGAGACUACUAAUGAGGGAUCCAUGUUAUCAGGAGAUACUCCAUAGCUUGGGUGGGAUUGAAAACCUAGCGCAGUACAUGGAGAUCGUGGCCAAUGAGUACCUCGGCUAUGGGGAAGACCAGCACAGUGUGGACAAGCUGGUCAACAUGACAUAUAUUUUUCAAAAACUUGCUGCUGUCAAAGACCAAAGAGAAUGGGUCACCACAAGUGGAGCCCACAAGACAUUAGUAAAUUUACUUGGUGCCCGAGAUACUAAUGUUUUGCUGGGUGCCCUUCUGGCUCUGGCUAGUUUAGCUGAAAGUCCAGAAUGUAGGGAGAAGAUAAGUGAACUCAACAUUGUAGAAAAUCUGCUGAUGAUUUUACAUGAAUAUGACUUGCUUUCCAAAAGAUUAACCGCAGAGUUACUGCGCCUACUUUGUGCCGAACCCCAGGUAAAGGAGCAGGUGAAGCUCUAUGAGGGGGUACCCAUCCUCCUCAGCCUGCUCCACUCGGACCACCUGAAGCUGCUCUGGAGUGUUGUCUGGAUUCUGGUUCAGGUUUGUGAGGACCCUGAGACCAGUGUGGAAAUUCGCAUUUGGGGAGGCAUCAAGCAGCUUCUUCAUAUUUUACGAGGAGACAGAAAUUUUGUUUCUGAUCGUUCUUCCAUCGGCAGCCUGUCGAGUGCAAAUGCGGCAGGCAGAAUCCAGCAGCUUCAUUUGUCAGAAGACCUAAGCCCUCGGGAAAUACAAGAAAAUACUUUUUCUCUUCAAGCAGCCUGCUGUGCUGCCCUCACGGAGCUGGUGCUGAACGACACCAACGCCCAUCAGGUGGUCCAGGAAAAUGGUAUAUAUACAAUAGCAAAGUUAAUUUUACCAAACAAACAAAAGAAUGCAGCAAAAACUAAUCUGUUACAGUGUUACGCGUUCAGAGCAUUGAGGUUUCUAUUCAGUAUGGAAAGAAACAGACCACUCUUUAAAAGGCUUUUUCCCACCGACCUGUUUGAGACCUUCAUCGAUAUAGGACAUUAUGUUCGUGAUAUCAGCGCUUAUGAAGAAUUGGUAUCCAAGUUGAAUUUGUUAGUGGAUGAUGAACUGAAGCAAAUUGCUGAAAAUAUUGAAAGCAUUAAUCAGAAUAAAGCUCCUUUGAAAUACAUAGGCAACUAUGCAGUUCUGGAUCAUCUUGGAAGUGGGGCUUUCGGCUGUGUUUACAAGGUUAGAAAGCGUAGUGGUCAAAAUCUUUUGGCAAUGAAAGAGGUCAAUUUACAUAACCCAGCAUUUGGAAAGGAUAAAAAAGAUCGAGACAGCAGUGUAAAGAAUAUUGUUUCUGAAUUAACCAUAAUUAAAGAGCAGCUCUAUCAUCCCAAUGUUGUACGCUAUUACAAAACAUUUCUGGAAAAUGAUAGGUUAUAUAUAGUUAUGGAGCUGAUAGAAGGGGCCCCUCUUGGAGAGCAUUUCAGUUCUUUGAAGGAAAAACAGCAUCAUUUUAUUGAAGAAAGACUAUGGAAAAUAUUUAUACAGCUGUGCUUAGCUCUUCGGUACUUACACAAGGAAAAGAGGAUUGUCCACAGAGAUCUAACGCCAAACAACAUUAUGUUGGGGGAUAAGGACAAAGUAACAGUGACUGACUUUGGGCUGGCAAAGCAAAAACAAGAAAACAGUAAACUAACAUCUGUUGUUGGAACAAUCCUGUAUUCCUGCCCUGAGGUACUGAAGAGCGAGCCGUAUGGGGAGAAGGCUGAUGUCUGGGCGGCAGGCUGCAUCCUUUAUCAGAUGGCAACUCUGAAUCCUCCCUUCUACAGCACCAACAUGCUCUCCCUGGCUACAAAAAUAGUGCAGGCGGUAUAUGAACCAGUGCCAGAAGGCACCUACUCUGACAAAGUGACAGAUACCAUCAGCAGGUGCCUCACUCCUGAUGCAGAAGCCCGCCCAGAUAUUGUAGAAGUCAGCUCGAUGAUAUCAGAUGUCAUGAUGAAGUAUUUAGACAACUUAUCUACAUCCCAGCUGGCUUUGGAGAAGAAGCUGGAACGGGAACGGAAGCGCACGCAGAGGUACUUUAUGGAAGCCAAUCGGAAUGCUGUCACAUGUCACCAGGAGCUGGCUCUGUUAUCUCAUGACACCUUUGAGAAGGCAAGCUUGAGUAGCAGUAGCAGUGGAGGCACCAGCCUGAAGAGCGAACUUUCAGAAAGCGCAGACCUGCCCCCCGAGGGCUUCCAGGCCCCCUGCGGUAAGGAUGAAGACAGGGCCUGUGAUGAAAUCCUGUCCGAGGAGACCUUCAACUUGGAAAAUAUUGACAAAGACAUGUACUCAGAGCUAGAUGAGGAAUUGGACAUUUCGGACAACUCCAUCAGCUCCAGUUCGAGCCCUGUGAAAGAAUCUACAUUCAGCAUUUUAAAGAGAAGUUUUAGUGCCUCGGGAGGAGAAAGACAGUCCCAAACAAGGGACUUCACUGGUGGAAUAGGAUCCAGACCAAGACCAGCUUUGCUGCCUCUUGACCUGCUUCUGAAAGUACCACCCCUCAUGCUCAGGGCCCACGUUAAGGAGCUAGAGGCCGAGUUAGUGACGGGGUGGCAGUCCCAUAGCCUUCCCGCUGUGAUUCUUCGCAAUCUCAGAGAUCAUGGGCCACAGAUGAGCACAUUCUUGUGGCAAGCAUCUGCAGGGAUUGCUGUGUCCCAGAGGAAAGUACGACAGAUCAGUGAUCCUAUUCAGCAGAUCUUAAUUCAGCUGCACAAAAUCAUCUACAUCACACAGCUUCCUCCAGCUUUGCACCACAAUUUGAAAAGAAGGGUUAUAGAGAGAUUCAAGAAAUCCCUCUUCAGCCAGCAGAGUAACCCUUGCAAUUUGAAAUCUGAAAUUAAAAAGUUAUCUCAGGGAUCUCCAGAGCCAAUCGAGCCCAACUUUUUCACAGUGGAUUACCAUUUAUUACGUCAUUCAUCAAGUGGAAACAGCCUGUCCCCAGAUGACCCAACAGGUCUGUGCACCAGCUUUGAUUUGGAGGAGGGAAUAACGUAUGAACAGAUGCAGACUGUGAUUGAAGAAGUCCUAGAAGAAAGUGGCUAUUACAACUUUAAAUCUAACAGAUAUCACUCCUAUCCAUGGGGGACCAAGAAUCACCCAACCAAAAGAUGAAAACCCUGCAUUUUGAACAGACUUGGUUUUCCUAGUGAAGCUCAGGUUCUGGACUUCAGCUCAACCAGAUGCCCAGGGAUUGGGAGCUGCUGGAAGGGUGUGGAAAAGACAAGACCGAGCUGCCAUGGCACCUGCAAGGCCUCUUUCUGGAGGUCCUGUGCUAGGUUACGUGGCCGCAGCAGUGUGGGAAGGCUCUGCUCCUCGCAUCCAGCAGGCACGAGAGGACAGGGCUCUCGGCGUGCUGCUGGGAGAAAAUGCUGCAAAAUUCAUCUGUGGGAAGAAAACUCGCUCCUCACAGAACUUUUCCUCCACAUUAAAAAACAAGAGAAAACAAAACAAACACACACACAAAAAGUCAUAUUUUUCAACAGAAUAUUUUAUAUUUAGAGUUGCCGAAACUACAUUUAAAGGCAUCUAGCCUUCCAUGUAUAAAAAUAGUUUUAGAGAGAGAAAAUUACAGGCCCCAGAGUAAUAAUAUAUUGGGUGAUUCACUGUAUUCCCCCAUUUUUUUUUAUUUUAAAAGAAAUUCAAAAUAGGUGAUUGAAUUUUGUUGUUUUUGUUGUUGUUGUUUUUAAGGAAAGGAUUGGUUCUCUCUUAACCACUUGGGUGCUAGUGGUCUAAAGACGGUAGACAGUAUUUGUAACCUUGCACAGCCUCUGGGAAUAACUGUCAAAUUGUCGGAUGUAAGCUACACUAAUAGAAUAUAUUGCUGUACAAUGUCUAUAUACAUAUAGAAGGGGGGAGGGAGGAGAGGUUUUGAUUAGGCUAAUGCUUUGCUGCUAAUCAAACUUAUAGUGUUUUUAGAGCACUUUGAAGACUUCAUGGAAUCUAUGAAAGAGAUGCAAUAUUCCCUAUUCUAAUUCCCUUCUUACUAAAAUUAGCCCCAUUGUUUUACAGUUUUUAUUAUUUGAGAAUUUGAAAUGAAAAUAAGCUAUAUAACGAAAUAUAAGUCCCUUCUUUAUUCACCGAGACAUCCCUAAAAACAUAAGAAAUCAGAACACCAAAUAGUGUUUUGUUCCUUUGUAGGGAGACUUUAUGAUGAAAAUUCUCUAGAUUCUUAUUGGGCUAAAAUCUCUUCAACUGGCUUCUGUUCACUGGUGGAUCACCAAGACCUGCCCUUAUUGCCAAGUCAGACUGCACUUCUAACUGCUUAAAGGGCAUUCUAAUUCUAUAUAAUUAGUCAUCUGAAAGCUGGAAUUCUGCUUUUUAUUUACUUCUCACUCAGUUCUGGUAUCUUUAUUUACACUGAUAUAUUUUUAGCAUCAUUGAACAGGAUUUAGUUGAAUAUAUUUUACAGUGCCUGAAACCUAAGAACCUUUUGUAUAGUAUGGAAAAUCUCGUAAUGUGAAUCCAUACUAUUUUUACAAUCUGUACAUCCAAAACUUAAAAGAUCUCCAAAUGUCCUUUAACUAAUGCCUUUGAAAAUUGCCAACGAAUCUUUGUCUUUAAGCCAAAUUAAUGAUUACAAAUACACUGUAAUUUUAAAUAACAGAUGCAAUUACAGUAAUGAAAAAUGUCAGUUUCAGCCGUCAAACCAAUUCCAUCCAUAUGUGAAAUUUAUGUGUAAAAUUAAAAUGCUAUGAUUUUAUUGACUUGCCCAGGUAAAAUUUUAUUUCCAUCCCAACUGAAUUUGAACUUGCACUAUUAUUUUUUGUAUCUGUUCCUGUAUGGAAUGGGCACCUUUCCUCACUGUGUAGGGGGCACAGGCCUACAGGGGCAUAAAUUGUAAUUGUGAUAGAAGCCAACACCUGGAAAGAAACCAAGCUGUGGGUGAAAGUUUGAACAAUAAAGUUCUUUUUCAAAUGAUAAUAUAUGCUCAACAACAUUUAGAAGAGAAGAGUAGUCAGAGGUCACACCUUAGUAAAAAAAAUAAAAAAGAAAAAAAAAAUGAUUUAUUUAAAGGUGUUUUCAAAUGCACACAGUUGCCCUUAUUGACCAGAAAGGGAGCAAAAUGUUUCCAUCUAUUUCUUUUAGACCAUAGAAGUGGCAUUUAUUAUUCUAGAAGCCAGUACGGAUUAACAAAGAUAAACACACGGAUGUCCUGUUCAACAGCAGCUUUAGGCCUGUCACCUCUAUGCUGACAGAUGCAUUCUUUUGCCAAAGUCAUGAAUGUGUUUUAUUUGAUUCCCUUCUUAAACUACCAGUCACUGGAUCCACAUUCUCCCGGUGCAAGGGCAGGCCUCCGAGAAAAAGUUAGGCACUGGGAAGGAAUCCCUUUUGGGUAUGGAGUCUCAUCCCAACAGUGAUGUUACCUUUUCAAAAGCCCUCACUUUCUAACUCUCCAACCAGGAGUCCCCUGUCGUCACAAAAGAACAAGAAUGAUCAUUUUGUUUUCACUCUGAACUGCGUUGUAGUGCAAAGAAGUUGUUGAGUGUAAUCGGCCUCGUAGUUUUUUCUUGAUUACAUUUAAAUUUUUUCUUUUUCUCUUGUAUAUAAUUGUUAAUUAUUUGUUGUGCAAUGAAAUCCCCAUCUAACUCUCUGUCACUGAAUAUUUGUAUAGGACAGAAUCUGAAUCAGUCUUUUCAGAUCACUUUGGAUACACACAUGCCUCAGUUAAUUGUGUUUUGAUCUACCAACUCUGCAUGUGUGCACUUGAAACCUGAAUUUGCUUUUUAAAACCAGAAUGUUCCAUUUUCAGGGAAGUGACUGCAGCAGGCACAUGUGCUUGCCGGUUGUUAACCUUGUCUUCUUCCAGAUAUUUGAUAUGUAAUUGGAGGUCCCUAAGGAAUAGUAACGUGGACAGUGGACCCAGUGCUCAUGGGCAAAUUUCAGGAACUUGCUAGAGAAAGGCUGUUUGGGUAUAAUGUGGACACUUGUGUGGCACCGGGCAGUGUGCACAGCGUGGGCAUUCUAAAGCAGACCCUAAUUAAGAAAUGCUGUUAUGAAGUUAACCCAAAUGAUGGAACUGAGUGGGAGUCAAGGUCUUCUUAGAGGUACCAUCUAUGACUUAUUAAAUACCAUGAAUUUUGAUGAUCAAAAACAAAUACAGGACCAGUUGACUACAUGCAAUUCCAGCAAUAGCAUCAGUUUUUCACCACUCAUAUCUAAGAUGUGUGAGGGCAAUAAUGUGUAGUCAAUUCCGUCAGUAUUAAUAUGCAUAGAAUCCACAUCCCUCUGGUUGAUUUGCUGACUCGCAAAAUAUUUUUAUUGCUAUUUCUCUCUCUUCUUUGGAAUGACGAGGGACCAUGUGCAGUAAAUAUGUUGGAUUCCUUUAGAAAUGGCUUCGGCUUCUGUUGGAAGGUGGGAAAUGCUUCUUUGUAAGGUACUUUUAUUGUUUGCCUUUCACUUUUUCUAUGGUGUGUAUUCACAAUACAGAAAUCAGCUGGAGAGGCAAUGCAAAGGAAUCAGGGUGAAGCACAUCUUCAGCACCUCAGAGAUGCAGCUAUCAUGUACUGACCUUGUCUCUUGGGGGUGAAAUUCCAUCAAAACAUGAAAUUCUUCAUGUUCAACAACUACAUGUGAUAAUAAGUAUAUUUUAUGUACCUUUAUAUCUUCCAGAUAGUAUCCUUUGAUGGAAAUGGACAGGGUUUGGGAUAGAUUAUUUUUCCCACUGAAGUGUGCUGCUUACCCUUAGACGCUAUUUUUCAUAUUGAUAGGAAGACACAAAUGUCUCAGGGAAACUUUGCGAUAAAGAGGUUCUUAUGUGUGUCAUUGCAGUUAAAUUGCAUAUUGUAAAUAUGACUGUUAUGCUUGAUUACAUUCCUGCCGUGAUGUUGCUUUGAGAUCUGCAACAGCGACAGGAAGGAUUUUAUGAUUUUGACGGAGUGACUGAUGGAUAUUGCAAAUUUACAUGUCCUCUGGGUCCAUGGGCAACAGUUGUUUUCAAAAUGAAGAUCACACACCCUAGGAGUGUAACAGCAUUGUUGGGAUGUGAGCUAUGUUUGAUUUUUUUUUUUUUUACUACAUAUAUGUAGUAAUGAACCGAUUUUUAAAUUUAAAAAUUCAUUGAUUUUUAUCCUAAAAGUGAACUCUCUUCUCAAUUGAAGCUUGAAUAUUAUUCCUCAACCUGUAGCAAGUGGCCUCUUUUUCCCAUUUCGUACUAUGAAGCUCUGCUCUGUACCCAGGAAUUGUAUUUAGAGGUAGCAGAAGUGCAUUCAUUACAGCUAAUAUGUGACUGUUUAAAGGCUGUCAUUUGGAGGUAGCUUCCCUUUGUUUCCUCUGAACGGAGAUAGAAGUUUUGUUGUUUAUAGAAAACCAGGUAAUCAGCAAGUCUGGACAGAUGCUUGGAAUUGAUCUGGUGAGCUCACAAAUGAAAAAUGAGCUGACGUUUCUGCAAACAUGUCAUGAACUGGUCCCCAUAAAACAAGCGGAGAGAGGUUUGGACUAGAAUAACAAAUCAAGAGGAACCAAAGCUUUAAGGCCUUAGCACCUGUAAGUCAGACUGCAGAGGUCACUUAGAAAAUAAUAUUCUUAAUCCGUGAUUCAGUUCUACGUUUCAAGCACCACUUGAGUCAGAAUUCUGGAAAGAAAUAGAAUGCUUACGAAUGGCUAUUAAAUUUUAGCUUUCCUUGCCCUUCAUACAAGUAUGUUUACCUCAUACUUCAGUAAAUUUGGAAGGUAAUGGAGCUGGUUUAAGGAUACCCUAUAUCAAGAAGGGAUGUGUGAAGUAUUUGUAUGAACCCCACGUAGCAUUGAGGGAGGCAUAUAAGUAGAAGUACUCAGAAGUGAAGUCCUAGCUUGUUAAGGAUAAAAGAUGACUCUUUCAAAGAGGUAGAACAAUCUACAAAUAAAAACUGAGAAGUCACAGGGCAAGUAGAAGGCAAGGGGUGUCCCAGAGCCCGGCAUCUCCCAGCAGGCCAGUCACAGGAUGGUGGGCGGUUGGCAGGAGGCCAGGCAGUUCCCGAUGCUUCACUGAUUCCUGCCUCUGAGUCUCCUGGAUCAGGUGUCUUCCCCCACGUGCAGUUACUGAUCAACUGAUCACUGUCACCUGUGAGCUGAAAACCCCAGCGAGUAGCAGAUGGGCCCCUAAGGCUCCCUAGUAACGUGUUGGUCCAGACCUUAGGACAGGGUCCCUGUGAAGCAUUCUGAAGACAUUAGCCUCCUCAGGGACACAGUUUUGUCUUGUGGUUCUGCCCUCUGCCACUGGUACCAUGUUUGCUUCCCCAUCUUUCAUCCAUGGCCUUAGGCCUGUUUUGUUUGACAAAAUAAAUUUUACCAGAAAUAUGUGUGGAUGUUCUAUAGAUAAAUGCAGGCAGAUUUGAAUACAUUUACACUUGGCUAGAUCAGAAAGAAGCAUUUCAAGGUAUUUCAGUUGUUUGCAAACAAACCAGUUGAUAAUCAGGCUACGGAAAGAUGCCAUCGUGUUGCUCUUCCAAAAUGGGAAACAAAAAUCACUCCAAAGGACCAUCUUUUAAGUGCAUUCUGUGUACUGACAUUUAGUGGAUCGAAACUGAGUUACGAUGCUUCCUGUAUUCUGUUGUUCCCAGUGGUGAGUCUGUGACGAUCAAAAAGGACAGAGCUGUCCUCUGAGAAAAAGUACAGCCCCUAAUCUCAUGUUGCCCAAAGCUUCCGUGUUCUGGACCACCACAGGUCCUCAGUGCCCACAGAAUGGGAAAGUACCUUUCAUUUGCUUUUUUCCCCCUUAGCUUCUAGGAGCAGGUCCUUUUCUGUUCCAGUCCCACCCACAGGCCUCUCUGCUGUCUGGCCCUACCUCCACUCCCAUUCCUACCGGAAGAGCAGACUGUUAGAAGGUUACCUGCAGGGAGCCCGCGUUGUUAGAGGGAAUGUUCGGAGUUCUGUGGUGGUACGUGGUAGGGAAGGCAGAAGGAUGAUGGACUUCUUUCUCUGCACGUGAUUCCGUCCUCCCCAAACUCCAACAAAACCUCUGGUGUGAGUGUACUGAGACUCUGAAGUAACGAAGCUGGGGGCCCUGGAAGAGAAGAGAAAUGCCAUGCCUCUAUGAAAGAUUUAUAUAAAAGAUGCGAGUGGCCUUUAUUUUUGCUAUUGCUUAAAUAUGCUCUGUAAGAUGCUAAAGAAAAUUAAAAAUGAAUUUUCAAUCUUA